CAACAUCUAGACACAAGUUCUGGAUUUUAUGGAGAAAAAAUUGUACAGUACGUAUUGGAGAGUGUACCAUUUCCUUUGUAGACGCUAGACUCACCAGCGUCGGAAACCAAAAACGCAACAGCGACAAACGCUUGACGCGAGCUCCCACCUACUCGCCGCCACCGUCCCCGGCGACGUCGGCCGCCGCCGCGGAACCCUACCGCGCCUUUUCGGUAAGCUCCGCCCCUCCCUCCCGGACAAGUGCGCCCGUCGGUCAAUCUUCCUGGAGCCACCCUAGCCCUCUCGCGCGAGCUGUACUCGCCGGAGAUUUGGGGGGCGGUUUUCGAUUACGAGUUCCUCCGAUUUUACUUUGGAUGCUGGUGCGGCCUCUGUGAGCAGCCAGGCUGUUGCGUUGGGCACCCAUGGUAGAGCUUAGCAGUGGGAGUGAAGUGCGGGGAAAGCUUAGCUAGGGUUUUCAGCAGCGGAGAACUUGAGACGAACGGCGCCUGUGUGAUUGGGACCAAGAAUCCUAGUUCUUUUCGACUCUAAAAUAAAAUACGAAUCCUUUCUUGCCCUUGGAGUGGUUCUGGGCAAUGGUGACUCUUCUAGUUACCUUGGCGCCUCGAUUGGGGGGACGAACCUCCUUUUGGUGUUGUCCAAUUUGGUGCUCCAUGAUUUGCCGGAAUGAGUACUGACAUGCUCAUGAAUCACAUUGUUUGGCCUAGAAAUUUGUAUUGUAAAUUUGGGCAGUCUUUGAAUUGGAUGCAUUCAUGUUUGGCAGAGGCCAUGGACAAAUUUGUGCGAGUUUACAGCGGUGGGGAGCUGGUGAAGGGUCCAAAUGGGGUGGAAUUCGGGGACCUCUCCGAGCAGGGCAUAUGGUUCAAGGCAGCACCCACAUACAGUGAGCUGAUCGACGCUGUGUACAAGAAGCUCGGGCUGGAACCUACGACGCACGACCUUCGUGCACAGGGGAGGACGAAUGUUGGCGGUGGCGCUCAUCGGCACUUCAUCAUGGUGCCUAUCGAUGAUGAUAUGUCCUGGAGUAACUAUGUUAACGCAGUUUUCAAUGGCACCGACUGGAAUUGCCUGGAGGUUUAUGUUCAGGCAGAGGAGCGUCCAUCUGCAGAGCCGGUUUCCCCUGAGCCUGCAUUACUGGACAGUGAACCACCGGAUGCACAGUGUCAGAAUACCCCACCGCAACAUCCAGAACAGGGCGCUCCUCUUUUUACUUCUUCGAUGGUGACCGCCAAUGCGCCAACCAUUCAUCCUCAACAUGCUCGACUAGGAAAAACAAGGAGCACCAGGGCCCGUGCUGGCAUUGCUGGGCGGUUUGCAGGUCAGCCUGGUCAGUACCAGUGUGGAGCUUCAGGGACAGUUGAUACGACUAGCUAUCUUUUAAUUGGGCUGUAUGAUGAUGUUCAUCGUGCUCAUGCUUUAGCAUCAGGCCAGCAUCUAACUGAGCUCAAUCCUCGUAACCGUGAGCCUCUCCGGUUUGACAAGCGGUACGAACAUUACCUUAGGCCAGCGGGGUUGAUGGGGUUGGCGAACAUUUGCAGGGCUGGACUGCCCUCCAUUGAUCGUGCACUCGUCUCUGCACUGGUUGAUAGGUGGAGACCUGAGACACACACUUUUCACAUGCCUUGUGGUGAGAUUACAAUCACACUACAGGAUGUUGCGAUGAUUCUUGGGCUACCUAUCUCUGGCCAUGCUGUCAUUGUAAACAAAACAGAGUCCUACAUUGAAUUGUACCAGCGUUACCUUGGGAAGGCACCUCCUUCGGAUAAGUCCCGUCCUGGGUUGAGGGUUGCAUGGGUCAGAGCUGAGUUUAAUAAGUGCCCUGAAGACGCCGACGAGGAGACCGUAAAGCAGCAUGCAAGGGCAUACAUCCUUAGCCUGGUUGGUGGUCUAUUGUUUCCUGAUGCCUCUGGUGAUAGAUACACCGUCUAUCCCUUUCCGCUGAUAGCUGAUCUCGAGAACAUUGGUUCAUACAGUUGGGGUUCUGCUACUCUAGCAUAUCUUUACAGGGCAAUGUGUGAUGCUUGCAGGAGGCAAUCAGAUCAAAGUAAUCUGACUGGUUGCCUUCUGCUCCUUCAGUUCUGGUCAUGGGAGCGCUUCCCAAUCGGCAGGCCAGAUAUGCUAAAGCCGAAAUUCCCAAACGUGGAUGAGCUAGAGGAUGACAGGGAUAGACCCACAGUUGGUCUCAGAUGGGUUGUGGGGGCGUGCACAUAUCGGUCAGCUCCAGCACGUUGCUAUGAGCACUUUACAAAUGAGUUCGACUUAUUAACAGAUGACCAGGUUGUUUGGAGCCCAUAUAGGCAGGACCGGGUGAAGACACUACAUCUUGCACCUAUAUGUACCCAGGAUUCUCAUUUGUGGCUAACUCAAGCACCUCUAGUUUUUUUCUUUAUGGUGGAGGUUUACACACCGGAGAGAGUGAUGCGUCAAUUUGGUCUCCAUCAGGAAUGCCCACCACCAUUUCGGGACACCAGCGUGGAACUCCAUUGGUGUUGCCGUGGAAAGGUCCGUAGUGAUUGGGCAGAUAAGCACAAGUCUUUUGUGGAUAUGUGGGAAGUAAAGGAGCAGCAUGUUAUCAUGGAAGAACGGCCAUACGAUCAUGCCAACUACAUGGAUUAUUUGCGGUGGUACAGACGGUCGACACGUAUCCGCCUCUGCACACCGAGGGUGAGUAAUGGCCACCAGGAUGGGGCAUCCGUGCGAAGUGCAACAGCUGACGAUGAAGAUUCUUUGCGUGCUUCAAAGCUUCGGUACACCCCUAGAGCUCAUUUGAUCCACUCAGUGACCGACAAGCUCACUAUUCUGGCGAAGGAGGCAGUUUCACAGAAGGGCUGCUCCAGAGGCGAAUGUAACGCUUUCAUUGAGCGAGUCACUAGAACAUGCGUAGAACUUGUUGGGGAACUUGGCGGGUCAUCACUUUGCGACAUUGCUGCUGCGGUUCCGGAUUCAACAACUAUUGCAGCUGAACGGGGGUCUGACGGCCAGAGGGACACAGAGGAUGAGCUAAAUAACUCCAUGGUGCCUGAUCAGGAGAAUGAGUCGGGCCCUGUUCCUGAGAAGCGAACUCGGUUCCAGGUUGAUCAUACACAAGUGGACAGCACAGUCCAUUCAAGGUCACCAAGCAAGAGGAAGAGGGGCGGACCAGCUCGAAGAUGAAACCUGCUUGGAUUUUGUUUGUUUCAGUCAUAUGUGUCCGUGGCCUGAAGAAAGGGUGGGAUGGUUAGUGAAUCCAGAAGUUCAUGCCUCUGACAAGUUUAACAUCGGCUGCUACAGAAGGGAUGGAGAUUGCAAAUCUGAAGUCAGAGGAGUAUGGUUAUCAUUUUGCUAGUUUUUCUUGUAGAUGGCCGUAGUAUGGAUGCCUGCUGCUCGGAUCUUUCCUUUUUCCUUGCUAUGGCAUAGCCAUAUGGUAAACUGCUCAUUCACCCAUUCCUCGGACUGAAACUUGAAGCGAACUCAUUCUACCUGACUGCUGAUUACUCCAAGACUUUGUUGUCCUUGAUUCCCCCGGGAGCACAUUUUACAGAGAGCGACAGAGCAAUCAUCUCGGAUGGUGUAUGAGCUUUCCUCCGCACAGGCUUCCUUGAUGGUCCAACACUCCCAUGAUUCUCCAUCAAACGCGAUGUGUGAUCAGCUUCGCUUCAUCCGAGAAACAAAUAGAUCGGUGGUAAUCGGUUCUGGCCUCAGUCAGGUGUUCCCUGUUUUUCUGAUGACUGCUCUAGGGAACAAGGCUUCAUUGUUGUACUGAAUUGUGCAUGUUAAUACAUGGUUGCAAUUUGCAAAGCUUCUACUGAUAUCCAAGUAUAUUCCCCCCAAACUGGCUGUUCCUCCCCCAUUGGCAUUGUAUUGUAUUGUAUGAUGUGUAGUGUGUCACUGUUCUUGAAUUCACAUGUGGUUUCUUGUA
Messenger RNA from Hordeum vulgare subsp. vulgare (domesticated barley), 3895 nucleotides. RefSeq names its product protein MAIN-LIKE 1-like. Lineage: Eukaryota; Viridiplantae; Streptophyta; Magnoliopsida; Poales; Poaceae. The record is from RefSeq and is a predicted model, not a curated record. The coding region runs from base 664 to 3150 and encodes 828 amino acids. Gene Ontology annotation, biological process: meristem development; meristem maintenance. The transcript has 5 exons.